Molecule: messenger RNA, 2820 nt
Organism: Thlaspi arvense
Lineage: Eukaryota; Viridiplantae; Streptophyta; Magnoliopsida; Brassicales; Brassicaceae
Source: the annotation of a GenBank genome assembly
UUUUAUAUAAUAAGAUUUUGUUGUUUUUUUAAUGAUUUAUCUUGCUAAAUUCCUAACAAAUAGAUACAUACAUUUUUUAGGGGGGGGGGGUUUAUUUACCUAAAUUAGGAGAAAAAGGAAAACAACAAAAACUAUGUCACGAAGAAAACAACAAAGUAUCCUGACCUUACGUCCCUACAACAAAAAUCAAGAAAAAACAAUACUAAAAAAUACGAUUAUAACAUCUGCUUGAGCGCGAGAGGUUUGAUUCCCGGAGACUCGAGCUCUUAAACCAAUUAUAAAACACGGUCUUCUCCAAGCUCAUCUGAUCGGGAUCGAAAUUGUGUUUUUAAAUCUCGAUCGUGAAGGAAAAUGGAUGAUCGGAGCGACGACCAUGAUAUUGAGGUGGAAGGAGGUAAUUACGCGUACGACAGGAAGAUAUCUGGGAUUCUCGAUGAUGGAUCUGUCGGAUUCCAACAGCCUCUGCUCGCAAGGAAUCGAAAGAACACAACUUCGCAGAUCGCAAUUGUGGGAGCAAAUACUUGUCCCAUCGAAAGCCUUGAUUACGAAUACUUUCAGGCAUUUUUUGCAUUUGCUGGGUGUAACUUGAUUUUGGCUACUGCUGCUGCUUCACUCUGUGCUUUCAUUGCUCCGGCAGCGGCAGGAUCUGGCAUACCUGAGGUUAAAGCAUAUCUCAAUGGUAUAGAUGCUUAUUCAAUUUUAGCUCCGAGCACCCUCUUUGUUAAGAUCUUUGGCUCUAUAUUUGGAGUUGCUGCCGGAUUCGUAGUUGGAAAAGAAGGGCCUAUGGUGCAUACUGGCGCUUGCAUUGCUAAUUUACUUGGACAAGGUGGUUCCAGAAAGUAUCGGUUGACUUGGAAGUGGCUCAGAUUCUUCAAAAACGACAGAGACAGAAGAGACCUGAUCACUUGCGGGGCUGCUGCUGGUGUCGCGGCUGCUUUCCGUGCUCCGGUUGGUGGAGUGCUUUUCGCCCUCGAAGAAGCUGCUUCUUGGUGGAGGAGUGCACUUCUGUGGAGGACCUUCUUCACUACUGCGGUUGUAGCAGUGGUGUUGCGAAGUUUGAUUGAGCUCUGUCGAUCUGGGAAAUGUGGACUGUUUGGCAAAGGAGGUCUCAUCAUGUUCGACGUAAACUCGGGACCAGUUCUUUACAGCACUCCAGAUUUGCUAGCAGUAGUGUUCCUAGGAGUUGUUGGCGGUGUUCUUGGAAGCCUUUACAACUACCUUGUUGACAAAGUCCUCCGGACAUAUGCCUUAAUCAACGAGAGAGGUCCGGGAUUCAAAGUUAUGCUGGUUAUGGCAGUUUCCAUUUUGAGCUCAUGUUGCGCAUUUGGUCUCCCAUGGCUCUCACAUUGUACCCCAUGUCCUAUUGGAACAGAAGGAAAGUGCCCAAGCGUAGGACGAUCCGGCAUCUACAAGAGUUUCCAGUGUCCUCCAAACCAUUACAAUGACCUUUCCUCACUUCUUCUCAACACCAAUGAUGAUGCAAUCCGCAGUCUUUUCACAUCGAGGUCCGAAAACGAAUUCCAAAUCUCCACCUUAGCCAUGUUCUUUGUCUUUGUAUACUUCCUUGGCAUCAUAACAUACGGCAUAGCUAUACCCUCGGGGCUUUUCAUCCCCGUCAUUCUCGCCGGAGCUUCUUAUGGACGGCUAGUUGGUAGACUCCUCGGUCCGGUGUCACAGCUUGAUGUAGGUCUGUUUUCUCUGCUUGGAGCUGCUUCUUUCCUUGGAGGCACAAUGAGAAUGACGGUCUCUCUAUGUGUCAUACUUCUCGAACUUACAAACCAUCUUCUGAUGCUGCCAUUGGUGAUGCUUGUACUCCUAAUCUCGAAAACCGUCGCUGAUUGUUUCAACAAAGGGGUCUAUGACCAGAUUGUGACAAUGAAAGGACUGCCUUACAUGGAAGACCAUGCAGAGCCGUAUAUGCGCAAUUUGGUCGCGAAGGACGUUGUUUCUGGACCUUUGUUAUCCUUUUCAAGAGUUGAAAAGGUUGGGGUGAUAUGGCACGCUUUGAAGAUGACAAGUCAUAAUGGUUUCCCUGUAAUUGAUGAGCCACCUUUCACAGAAGCUUCUGAGCUAUGUGGGAUUGCCUUAAGAUCUCACCUCCUUGUGCUUCUCCAAGGGAAGAAAUUCUCGAAGCAGAGAACAACAUUUGGUUCCGAAAUCCUGAGAAGUUGCAAAGCCCGUGACUUUGCGAAAGCCGGGUUAGGGAAAGGGCUCAAGAUUGAUGAUUUGAUUAUAAGUGAUGAGGAGAUGGAGAUGUAUGUUGAUCUCCAUCCAAUCACUAACACGUCUCCUUAUACUGUUCUUGAGACUUUAUCUCUAGCGAAAGCUGCUAUUCUUUUCCGGCAACUUGGCCUUCGCCACUUGUGUGUCGUGCCCAAAACACCAGGGAGACCGCCUAUUGUUGGGAUACUUACAAGGCAUGACUUCAUGCCGGAACAUGUCCUAGGACUCUACCCUCACAUUGAUCCUCUCAAGUGAAGUGAUAAGUAAUGAAGAAACAAUUCCUUAAGAGUUCCCCAGUCUAUAGAGUCGAUGUAUUGAAUAUCUGCAGAUCAAACCCCAAAAGAGCAAUUUCCGUUUGCUCUCAUGCCCACAUUUAUAUUUAUUUAUUUCGAUUAUUUGUUGCGGGGAAUAUUGGGAAGGAGAUUGUGCAAUGAAGUCACACUUUCGCUAAUAAAAAUGUUUGGUUUGGUUUGGUUUGGUUUGUGGUAUUUUUUAAACGAGUUUUAGUCUGUAAUUUCCUUAAAUCUUAAACUAAAACCGGAAAUAUCCUUUUUAUAAAAUGUUUUUAUUUUCAAUUAUUUUUAAAACUAAAAAUAA